AUGAAAAAUUAUACAGCAAUAACAACAUUCAUCCUGGUGGGACUAACAGAUGACCCAAAUCUACAGAUUCUGCUUUUUAUCUUUUUGUUUCUAACCUACUUGUUGAGUGUUGUUGGGAAUCUGACUAUUAUUACUCUCACCUUGGUGGAUUCUCACCUUAAAACACCCAUGUACUUUUUCCUCCGGAAUUUCUCCAUCUUGGAAGUCUCAUUUACAACUGUCUGCAUUCCCAGAUUCCUCUACACAAUGGCAUCUGGAGACAAUACUGUUACCUAUAAUGCAUGUGCCACUCAAUUAUUUUUUGUUAUUGUCCUGGGUGUGACUGAGUUUUUUCUCCUGACAGCCAUGUCCUAUGACCGUUAUGUAGCCAUCUGCAAGCCCCUGCAUUACAUGACCAUCAUGAACAACAGAGUCUGCAUCAAGUUCCUUAUUGGCUGCUACAUAAUUGCUCUAAUCAUCGUCAUCCCACCAUUUGGCAUGGGCUUUGAGCUCGAGUUUUGUGACUCCAAUGUCAUAGAUCACUUUGGCUGUGAUGCUGCCCCCAUCCUGAAAAUUACCUGCUCUGACACAGAGUUUAUAGAGCGUUUUGUCCUAAUCUUGGCUGUGUUGACACUCCUGUUCACGUUAGUGUGUGUGAUUUUGUCCUACACGUACAUCAUCAGGACCAUUCUCAGAUUCCCUUCUGCCCAGCAAAGGAAAAAGGCUUUUUCCACUUGUUCUUCCCAUAUAAUUGUGGUUUCUAUCACAUAUGGAAGCUGCAUCUUCAUCUAUAUUAAACCAUCUGCAAAAGAAGGGGUCGCUAUUAACAAGGUGGUGUCAGUGCUCACCACCUCAGUUGCCCCAGUCAUGAAUCCCUUCAUUUACACUCUGAGGAACAAGCAAGUGAUACAAGCUUUCAAAGACAUGAUCAAAAGAGUCGCAUCUAUCUCAAAGAACUAA
Microcebus murinus (gray mouse lemur) is the source of this 939-nucleotide messenger RNA. Its product is annotated as olfactory receptor 6C2-like. The record is from RefSeq and is a predicted model, not a curated record. Gene Ontology annotation, biological process: G protein-coupled receptor signaling pathway. Lineage: Eukaryota; Metazoa; Chordata; Mammalia; Primates; Cheirogaleidae. Gene Ontology annotation, cellular component: membrane. Gene Ontology annotation, molecular function: olfactory receptor activity; G protein-coupled receptor activity.